CACGUCGACUCCAUACGGACUCUUGCCAGGAUGCGAUGCGAUGGGGAACACCUCCAGCUCUCAUAAGAUCUCGGCUCAGGACCGAGCAAUCCUCGACCUAAAAAACCAGCGCGACAAACUCCGCCAAUACCAAAGACGCAUCACCGGUCUAACAGACCGUGAAACAGAGAUCGCCAAGAAAUGUCUAGCCCAGAAUGAUCGGAGGCGAGCGCUGCUCGCCCUGCGCCGCAAGAAGUACCAAGAAUCGCUCCUGGCCAAGACAGACAGCCAGCUGGAGACCCUGGAGAAACUAGUCAAUGAUGUCGAGUUUGCACUCGUUCAGAAGAGCGUCUUGCUUGGCUUGCAGCAGGGGACUGAAGUGCUCCAGGCGAUUCACAAGGAGAUGGGUGGUAUCGAAGGUGUUGAGAAGCUGAUGGGUGAGACGGAUGAUGCGAGGGCUUAUCAAGAGGAAAUCACCGAGAUGCUUGCGGGUCGCCUGUCGGCGCAGGAUGAGGAUGAGGUCGAGGAUGAAUUGGCCAGCUUACAGCGCGAGAGGCAGCGCCCCGUUGAUUUACCGAAUGCUCCCGUGGGACAACCGGUAAGAGGGCCAGAGGAGGAUGAACCUCCGGUCGAAGAAAGGGCGAGGAUCGAGCCACAGGGCCCAAUGCUCGCCUCAUGAUCGAUAUACAUUCGUUGCGCGAUUGAAAGCUUGGAAACUAUAAACACCCGGUAUAGAUCAUCAGAGCAAAGCAUUUCUGGCGUUGGUUGUUUCUCCUCGAUUGCGGCCUUUUGGUUUUCCUUCCUACAUUUGUAUACACUGGCAAUUGGAGACUUGUCUGUCAAUUCACCAAUCACCUAGCUAGACGUCCGACUCUGCAAUCCGACUAUUGAUAUGUAUUCCCUCAUUCCCUUCGC
Messenger RNA from Aspergillus campestris IBT 28561, 894 nucleotides. Its product is annotated as ESCRT-III subunit protein VPS20. Gene Ontology annotation, cellular component: multivesicular body; ESCRT III complex. Lineage: Eukaryota; Fungi; Ascomycota; Eurotiomycetes; Eurotiales; Aspergillaceae. Bases 41 to 658 code for a protein of 205 amino acids. The transcript is spliced from 3 exons. The record is from RefSeq and is a predicted model, not a curated record. Gene Ontology annotation, biological process: late endosome to vacuole transport via multivesicular body sorting pathway; vesicle budding from membrane.